AUGACAGGGAAGAAACCAACAAACAACAAGAAUCUCGAGGCCUCGGACAAAGAAGCAGCUUCAUCUGCUGCCCUAUCACCAAGGGCUUCGACGAGACAUGUGCAGUCCAUUGAAGCAUCCAUUGGUGGUAUUCAUCGACUCCUGGAAAGAAUGUCAAUCCAGAUGGAAGAGAUAGCAGAGAGUGUGGCAUUGGGUCAACAACUAAGAGAGCAAGAUAAUGGAAGACAAUUUGCUAACGCUCUAAUGGAUAAAUUAUGUGAGAAGUUUAACUUCAAGCAGUAUAAGUCUUCUAUGUACAAUGUAGCAGCAAAUGGAUUGGAUUAUCGAACCACUCAUCGUACUCCUAUGGGAGUCAUGCCAUAUUCUCUUACUUAUGGAGUGGAAGCUAUUCUCCCGUUAGAGAGAGAGAUUCCAUCACUAAGGAUGACAGUCCAAAAAGGGUUGACUACUGAAGACAAUGCUAAGUUAUGCCUUCAAGAGUUAGAAGCAGAUGAUGAAAAUAGACUCACGGCACAACGGGCAUUGGAAUGUUAUCAAGCACGAAUGUCCAAAGUUUUUUAUAAGCAUGUGAAGCCUCGGUCAUUUCAGGUUGACGAUCUGGUACUUGCUGUAAGAAGACCUAUUAUCACAGCGAGACCUACCGGGAAUAAGUUCACGCCUAAAUAG
This is a messenger RNA of Benincasa hispida (wax gourd), 666 nucleotides long. Lineage: Eukaryota; Viridiplantae; Streptophyta; Magnoliopsida; Cucurbitales; Cucurbitaceae. The record is from RefSeq and is a predicted model, not a curated record.